Messenger RNA from Anopheles bellator, 1218 nucleotides. RefSeq lists its product as uncharacterized. Bases 1 to 1218 code for a protein of 405 amino acids. The transcript has 6 exons. The record is from RefSeq and is a predicted model, not a curated record. Lineage: Eukaryota; Metazoa; Arthropoda; Insecta; Diptera; Culicidae.
AUGCUGAACAACCCGAUCCGGUUACCACUGUUGUUGGUGGUACUGGUCCUGAGCACAUUCCACAGUGUAUUCGGCAGUUCUGACCUAGUGCCCAACGGAGUCCUCGAUGGGGCCCCCUUCGAGAGCCCAUCGAAGCUGGCCGGACUAACGGCUAUUUCGAUUUUCUUCGCCCGUACAGUUUUCCCGUUCUAUACGAUCGGCCGUGUCGCCAAUGCGCCGUGCACGUCGCCUGCCGGCCUGUCGGGGACGUGUCUGGUGGCCGGCGAGUGCAAGGAUAACGGAGGGUUGCCGGCCGGUUCGUGUAGCAGCCGCACCAGCCAGGCCGUGUGCUGUGUCUACUCCCAAUCGUGCGGCGGAUCGACGAGCUUCAACAGUACGUACUUCACCAACCCGGGCUAUCCGGGCCCGUACACGGGCGGCGGAGCGUGCGUCUUUACGAUCACCCCGACCGAUGGCGUGUGUCAGCUGCGGGUUGACUUCCGGGUCCUGUCCCUGAACCAACCGACCGGUGACGGUGCGUGCAACACGGAUCGGCUCACGAUCACGGGCAGCUCGCCGGGGUUGACGCAGCUGUGCGGUGAAAAUACGGGUCAACACCUGUACGUUAACUUUGCCGGCAGCACGCCGAUCACGAUCCGCGUUGCGACGGAUGCGGGCACCACGUUCAAUCGGCUCUGGAACUUGGAGCUAUCACUCAUUGCGUGCACCAGUGCCUACAAGGCCCCCAGUGGCUGCCUGCAGUACUACUUCGACCCGAGCGGAGAAAUUAGCAGCUGGAACUAUGGGCUUGGCGCUAACCCGGCGCUAACGAGUGUCGGGACGCGCGGAAGCCGCCAGAUCAUGAACACCAACUACGGCAUCUGUAUACGGACGAACGCCGGCCAGUGCUCCAUCACGUACGCCCUGCCCAACAAUGAUGUAUACGCGUUCACCAUCACCGGAGACGCGUCUGCUAUCGAUCCGACGAUGGUCGGUGGUGGUGCUGUCGGUUUGAAUGGUGCGGCUUGUACAACCGACUACAUCAUCAUCCCGAACCCGGUUGUCCCGGGAGUGGCGGGAACGUUCGUCGAUCGCUUCUGUGGUCUCGGGCUCUACAGUGUAACCACAAGCACCCGUCCGUUCGUCGUCUACACGGUGACGAAUGCCAACGAAACGCCGGAUGUGGCCAACCGUGGGUUCCGGUUAGAGUACACCCAGAAUCCGUGUGCCGCGGUGUGA